Molecule: messenger RNA, 2719 nt
Organism: Thalassophryne amazonica
Lineage: Eukaryota; Metazoa; Chordata; Actinopteri; Batrachoidiformes; Batrachoididae
Product: carboxypeptidase Q-like
Exons: 12
Coding region: 78-1538 (486 amino acids)
Biological process (GO): proteolysis; peptide catabolic process
Molecular function (GO): metallodipeptidase activity
Source: RefSeq, a predicted model, not a curated record
GUUGGACAGGAAGUUGAAGAACAUCAUUAUGCGCGAGCUUGAUCCAAACACCCGGAAGCAGCGACGCUGAAUGGAAGAUGGCUUCUGGAGGCAAACUAUCCUUCCUCCUGUUCUUCACCGCAUUCGUCUCUACACUGUUGAAUUUGUGUGUCUGUCAUCCUCUUUCUGCUCAGCCACUAAGUCCAAACACUGCAGUCUGGCUUGUGUCCAACAAUACUACAAAGAAAGACAUGGCAGCAGAGGUGGCAGGUUAUACUGAUGUGGCCAAAAGGAUCAUUGACCUGGCUGUGUACGGAGCCGCCCAGAACCGCUCUUACGCACGGCUCGCCAACUUCACCGACACCAUCGGGAAUCGUGUUAGUGGCUCAGAGAAUUUAGAGACAGCCAUUAAAUACAUGUACAGUGCUAUGGCACAGGACGGGUUGGAUGUACAUCUAGAGCCAGUAAAAAUCCCACACUGGGUGAGAGGGAAAGAGAGUGCUGAGAUGAUUUUACCAAGAGCCAAAAGUCUGCUGAUGUUGGGUUUGGGCAGCAGUGUGGGUACACCACCUGAAGGGAUUAAGGCGGAGGUGUUGGUGGUCCAGUCUUUUGAUGAACUUGAGGUUAGGGCUGGUGAAGCCGUUGGGAGGAUUGUGGUGUUCAAUCAACCAUUCGUCAGCUAUGGAGCGACGGUGGCUUACCGUUCGUAUGGUGCGUCUGCAGCGGCCAAACACGGUGCUGUGGCAACACUCAUUCGAUCUGUCACUCCGUUCUCAAUUAACAGUCCCCAUACAGGUUGGCAGAACUACCAAGACGGAGUGAAGCGCAUCCCUACUGCCUGCAUCACUGUGGAGGAUGCUGAGCUGAUGUGGCGCAUGGCAAAGAGGGGGCAGAAGAUUGUGGUCAGGCUCAACAUGGAAGCCGUCACCCUACCAGAUGUUCAGUCCUUCAACACAGUGGCGGAGAUACGAGGUUGGCAGCAUCCUGAGCAGGUCGUGUUGCUGAGUGGCCAUUUGGACAGUUGGGAUGUGGGUCAGGGCGCCAUGGAUGAUGGGGGUGGAGCCAUGAUUUCCUGGGAGGUCCUGUCACUCAUUAAAGACCUCGGUUUGCAUCCACGCAGAACUCUGCGCACAGUGCUGUGGACCGGUGAGGAACCAGGUGGAGUUGGUGCACAGCAGUACUACAACUUGCACAAGGUAAACAUGUCAAACUUUGACCUGGUCAUGGAGUCUGAUUCCGGGACGUUCUCACCGGUGGCUCUGCAGUUUACUGGCAACAGUGCAGCUCGACAGGUGAUGGAACAGGUGGUCAAACUUUUGGCUCCUAUUAAUGUGAUCAAAUUGGAACCAGAUGGAAAAGGGACAGACAUCUCAUUCUGGAUAAAGGCAGGAGUACCAGGUGCGAGCCUCCAUGUAGAAGACAGGCGCUAUUUUUGGUUCCACCACAGUGAGGGCGAUACCAUGACUGUUCAGGAUCCUCGAGAGAUGGACCUCUGCUCAGCACUGUGGGCUGUAGUCGCCUACGUUGUGGCCGACCUACAGGACAUGCUCCCCAGAUAAAACGCACUGCCCAAUUUAAUCUGCGGACUUCAGAAAUUUUAUAUUUUAAGCAAGUCAAACUUUUAAUUUAUUGUGGCUGAACAAGAGCCAUUCAUGCUGGAGCACUUUAUAUGGAGCUUUUAUAUGAAACUCAAAGUUUUAUGAUGUUUUAUAUGAAACUCAACUCUGCAGUCUCACUCCAUUCACUUGUGUUUGAGCCAUCUUAACACGAGGGUGCAAAUCAACUGCAAUCCCUUUGAAAAACAGAAAAUUGAUUUUGACACCAGCGGUGGGUGUCUUCUGCAACUCUGCUGCAGCAGGUUCCAGAAGCAGAAGAUGUAGCUGAUGACAUUGCUGGUGGUAGAACAGGAGGUGUAACUACCUUUAUUGGCAAUUCAAACUCGUUCUUAACGUUCUGCACCUCAUCAGUUACAGCACUUUAGCUAGGUGCCUUCUUAACGUUCCCCAAAAAUAUGUUCAUCACCUCAAUGUUGAUAACUCCAUCAUACAUCUGCAAUACACACCUCAGCUGGUGACACGUCACCUUCAAACUGAUGGCCCGCCUGCAGCUUUUAAUUUAGGUUCAGGUGACUUUAUUUGCACCCAUAGGUAGAUUUGAAUUGCAGCAAACAGCAAAGAAAAAAGGUGUCCAUGUUAGCCAGGCACAACAACAAUGAAAACACUAAUGAAGAACUAAUAAUUUAUUUAAACGAGCCAGUGAGGAUGGACUAAUUCACUCGCCUACAAUUACUAUUUUUUUUGUUUCCCUGUCCCGAUGUUACAUGUUAAGACUGUAGAAUUACAGGUGAGAUAAGCAACGGGGCUAAAUACUAAACACAGGGAAAGAACCAUGACUAAAUUAAUAUUAUAGAAAGCCAUCAAAAGAAAUAGGACCUUAAUUUGGAAGCAGCAUGUUUGUCAAAGCUACACUCUGAGCUCAGAUUCUUUGUUUUAACUCCAGUAUACUGUUGAGCUCAGAACUCUUCCAGGACUUCACUGCCUUUGGAAGAAUUCCAGACUUUAACUAACAUAGGACAUUAAAAGUUACCUUUGAAAGUAAGUGAAUGCCUUUCACCCUUGUUACACUCAAAAAUAUAAACGCAACACUUUUGGUUUUGCUCCCAUUUUGUAUGAGAUGAACUCAAAGAUCUAAAACUUUUUCCAUACACAAUAUCACCAUUUCCCUCAAAUAUUGUUCACAA